CGGUAGUAAUUCUUUCCCCAAUUUUCCCUCUCGUGUGACCCAUUUAGUUUUGUAUCCACCUCAUUUUUAGUCGCACGUCCUAAAAUGAUCUCUCAAAACGGAUGGACGGAAUGAAUUUCUCACAUAUAUUGCAGUGGGCCCCACCCAGCAUCUUUGCGUAGGAACUUCCAUCCAGUCUCCGUCCUUCUCUACAUUCUCUUUCCCGCGAGUUUCAACCGCAGUCAUAUAAGCAUUGGAACUCUCUCUCUCUCUCUCUCGCCUCAAACACAUUCCAAAAUCUCCACUCAAAUUUCUCCAAUCAUCGACCAUGCUUCAACAACAACACAUCAUCACCGUUCAAAACCCUGACCACAUCAGCAAUCUACCAGAUUCCAUCCUUCAUUGCAUCCUCUCCUUCUUGCAUGCCACCGAUGCAGUGAAGACGGUCCUUCUAUCAAAAAGGUGGGCCCAUUUGUAUCCUUCCACCCCAAAUCUACACUUCCAAAAAUCCCGUCUCUGCAAACGAAACGACAACAAUUUCGUAUCCUUCGUCAACCAAGCUUUGAUUCUCUACGAAAGCCCUACCAUUCAGGAAUUCCAUCUCGUCUUCUAUUAUAAAGGUAAGUUUUAUACCCCCAUCAUUGAUGACUGGAUCCGCUUCGCAUUGUGGAAAAAGGCCCGAGUACUCCAUCUCGACCUCUCCGGUGAUAGUUUUUCAAAUUGGGGCUAUUGGAAGUUUGUUGGGAUUGAUCCAUACUCAUUGCCCCUUGAUUCGUUCAAUAACGAUUCGUUGACAGAGCUGAGGCUCAAUUCCGUCAACAUCAAUCCGCCCAGGAUUGUUUCUUGGAAAAACAUGAAGAGGUUGUCUUUGGAACAGACCAGUAUGGCGGAUUAUGAGAUGGAACGGAUUUUGAAUGGGUGCCCAGUGCUCGAAGAAUUGUUUCUUUACAAAUGCAAUGGUAUUAGUCAACUCGAUUUCAGGGGUCGGAAUGUUAGGAAGUUGACCGUGAAUGAUUAUGAUUCGGAGUUUGGGUUGGAAAUUUGGGGUCCCAAUGUCAUGUCCUUGAAUAUUUCUGGUGAUAUAGGCACCGCGAGACAUCGUUUUAAGAGCCUUCCGCUUUGGUUAAUGCAACUCUCAAUUUGCAAAUGUCGUUUUACACCGGUUGGGAUGAUUAUGAAGAGAGCGAGUAUCAUGAUAUUUUUUAGGCACUUCUUGACGCUCUUCGGCAUGCUAGAGUUCUUAAAGUCUGCACUUGGUGUGUUCAGGAUGCAUGGGCGUGCCAGAGCGUGCCUGAUUGAAAGGUUGAUUGAAUUGUUGGUGUCCCUUUACCAAGACAGACAGAUUGGAGACUGGGAUUGA
Messenger RNA from Magnolia sinica, 1339 nucleotides. Its product is annotated as F-box/LRR-repeat protein 25-like. The transcript has 2 exons. The coding region runs from base 308 to 1339 and encodes 343 amino acids. The record is from RefSeq and is a predicted model, not a curated record. Gene Ontology annotation, molecular function: protein binding. NCBI's taxonomy places the organism in Eukaryota, Viridiplantae, Streptophyta, Magnoliopsida, Magnoliales, Magnoliaceae.